GGUAACGCCAUUAAAUGACCAGUAGGCCACCGUCGGAUCAUUUUGAGUAGGUUUGUGACGUUUUCUUAGACAUAAUAAAGAUUGUUUUGGGUGACAACAUUUUGUUUGGUCGCCUUUUUUUUGGGUCUUUUCUUAUUUACUGUACUUGUGGUCGUGGUUGCGUUUUUAACUGAGCUAAAUCGUGUUUCUUUUUUGUUUUUUGUGGCCGUUACGUCUUGUCGUUUGGAAGCUCGUUAGCUUGUGCCACUUCAGGUGUCUCUGGAAGUUACUAAGCCUGAAAGUUAACGACACUUGCCUCCGUUUUACCAGCGCUUCCUCUUUUACUUUAACCACAUGCUGAUACUUCACUUCGUGCAGCAGCGAUUCGCACACACUAGCUGAACAGCUCAUGAUCAGAGACACAUCAUCAUUUUCACGUCCUGCCAGGAGUUUUUAAAAACCUCUGCAUCCCUGUCAGCUAUUUUUAACAGUAUACCACCGGAGGACCACUUCAGGAUCAGUCAGAUCAGUAUAAUCCCAGAUGAUUAGCAGGGAUUGAUCAAUAGCACUAACUGGAGUGUGUGAUUAAUGGAUUACCGUGGCUUGAUGGAGUCACUGGCUAAGUAGUUUCGACUGUUUUCUAAAUCAUACUUUGAGGGUGUGUCUGGGUCACUGCUACUAUUACGGCAUGCAGGAUGGGCCAAACUCGCUCUGCUCUAUCGCACAGCACUGCCACCCGAGGCAGAGCGAAAUGGAAAGCGGGCGAGACAGCCCGUCGACUUCGUAUCCGCAGACCUGGGAGCGGAGAAAAAGCGAAAAGUGACCAGUUAAACAGAAAUCCGAUGAAAAAUAAAGUGCUGUCGUAUUUGGGAAGGAGAAAGCGAGACUCUAGUCAGGGGGAAGCGGAUUUGGGUGGCGGAAACGCAGCUGGAGAUCCAGCAACGCGCCGCGGCCACAGAGUAGGAAAGUUGCCGAGGGACGAGGUCGUGUCGGCGGUUGGGGAACAGCGAGCAGCCGCGGGUUGUUUUGACACGCCAUCCGGCCUAGAUGGAAAUACUGAACCGACACAGCACGUCGUGAACCGUGAAGCAACCGCUGGUUCAUCCGAUGCACCAGGCUUGGAAAGUAAGAGCUGUGAAGUCAGCGGCGCGGGCUGCGAGGAGCCGAAACCCGUGCGAAAGAACAAUGCCUCGGAUCCCCAGACGAGGGCCAUGGAAGAUAAGCCACUGGGGGGAAGCAACCACGAUCCCAUUGUGUCUCAGGAUCAACUAUUAACUGGAAAUAGCACGCGUUCAUCCAACUCACCCCCUCUGAAGACCUCUGACCCAGACACUGAGGGGAUUUUGUCUAGUUUGGCCUCGGAUCAACUUUUGGACUGUGGACUUUCGAUUAGGGAAGAUCAAGCCGAGGCUACAAUGACAAAAACCGACUGUAGCACCGUUUCAUGCACACCCAAAGCGACCUGCAAACUGAACAACAGCUGCCCGGUUGAAACAAAGAGUCAAACGGACUCUGAUCAGACCAGCCAGAGUCCACCAGGAGGCCAAAGUUUCCCAGGAACCAUACCCAAGCUCAUCAUAACCAGAGACCCCAGUCCGAACCGCUCACAGGUCGCAUCGAACCUGCUGAGAACGGAGCCCAACACCGGCUGUCUGGAGCCUCAACCGGACGACGAGUCCCCCUGCUCGGACAGCGGCUGCGGAGGGUCUCCCGCUCUGAUGCGGUCCCCCAGGAAGCUGUCCAACUCUUCUUCCAUCGGCCUGUCCUCCGCCUCGUCCUUCGAGGAGUCCGAGGACGACUUCACAGGCAGCGACAUCGAGUCCAGCCGGUCUCUGUGCAGCCCGGAGGAUGGGACGGGGAGUAAGUCCUGGCACAAGCUGAAGACCAUGGUUCACUGGUCCCCCUUUGUCGUGUCCUUCAAGAAGCGUUACCCAUGGGUGCAGCUUGCUGGCCAUGCAGGUAACUUCCAGGCUGGGGAGUAUGGGCGUUUGUUGAAGCGAUACUGCGAGUGUGAGCAGCAGUGCCUGCAGAAGCUAAUGACGGACUCUCUGCGCCCCUACGUGCCCGGAUAUUACGGCGUAGUACAAAAAGACGACCACGACUACAACCUGAUGGAUGACCUGCUGGCUGACUUUGACUCGCCCUCCAUCAUGGACUGCAAAAUGGGCAGCAGGACUUACUUGGAGGAGGAGCUGACAAAAGCCAGGGAGCGUCCACGUUUGAGGAAGGAUAUGUACGACAAAAUGAUUGCCGUGGACCCCGGGGCUCCAACAGAGGAGGAACGGGCCAAGCAGGGUGUCCUCAAACCGCGGUACAUGCAGUGGAGGGAGACGCUUAGCUCCACCGCCACCCUGGGCUUCCGGAUCGAAGGCAUUAAGAGAGCUGAUGGAACUUGCAACACCAACUUUAAGAAGACAAAACACAGAGAGCAAGUGAUGCAGGCCUUGGAGGACUUUGUCGAUGGCAACACUCAGAUUCUGAAACUCUACCUGCAGCGGUUGGAGGAACUACGCUCAGCCCUGGAGCAGUCACAGUUCUUCAGGACACACGAGGUUGUGGGCAGCUCUCUUCUGUUUGUGCACGACGCCUCAGGAAAAGCGAAAGUCUGGAUGAUCGACUUUGGAAAAACGGUCCCCUUGCAGACACCUCAAACUCUCGACCACAGGACUCCCUGGGUGGAGGGCAACAGGGAGGACGGCUACCUGUGGGGACUGGACAACCUCAUAGACAUCUUCAGCACCAUGCUCCCGGAGACUCCUUGAGCGAGACACGGGACUGCAGUAAGAGACUGAUGGGAUGUUGAAGAAGAUUAUACAAACUAAGAGUGACAGAGGAAUGGCUAACAGAGGGCCACCACUUCAGUUACUCCUUUCAGGGCUCACACCAAGUGACUUUAUCAACUUGAACCAGUGUGAGAAGGGCGGGCGAAGUGGAAUAUGCCAAAAGGUUAACGUUAUGCAUUAUGUGGAAUAAGGGGGCAGAUGGCACGAGCUGUUAAAUUUAAAGCACAAUUGUAACUUUGUUUUGUUUUACUUGGGCUGUGGUUUAUUUUCUGAGAGUACAGUCCUCUGCACUCAUGGACUUCUAGCAGUGACUUUUUAUUGCAGAGACUCAUCUCGCUCCUCUUCACAGCUCCGUCUGUUGGCGAGAGGUGGCCAGAGCAGCCACCUCCUCAGCCGUGAUCUUGACCAACAGGAGCGUGUUUUUGUUUUUGUUGUUUGUUUGUUUUUGUUUUUGUUUUUUUAAACGAGCCUCUGAGGAGUGUUGGAUUUUUGUUUUUUGUUUUUUUAUCAUGGACCACUUUUGAUGACUAAGUAUACAGCAACACUAAAAACAGUGGUCAGACCACGUGUUAACUAACUCAGCAUGUAAAUACAGUUUAAUUUAACUUUGUUUUGUUUUUUCCUGCCUUGGUAUAGCCUUCUUACUGUGUUUGUAUGAUUUCUGUGCCUGGCUUUUUAAAAAAGAAACUGAGCUAUCUGAUCAUUCCAGUUGCAGUGGACUCGUGCUAUUUUACUUCCAAAAGAGUUCACCCAAGUAUGAAUCGAUUUACAUCGAAAUCCCACCGUUUUAACUUUUCUUAGAAACAGAAACAGUUUUUUUCUUAAUUGGACUUUUGUAUGAAAAUGCAGUGAUUUUUAGUAAGAAGCUCGACAGCCUUGUUUGUCUGAAGUUUGUUGCACUAUGGAUUCUCACAAAGCCAUUGAACAAAACAUGUCUGUGCGUGUCCAGCAGAGGUUUAAGUAUUGGGUUUACUGUUCAACGUAAAUAUUUCUGCCUGUUAUCUCGAUUUGUGUUGCUUUAGUCUGUGAAACUGGAAUUACCCGAUUAAUCUGAUCAGUUCGUGUGGGCUCUGACUUACACACAAACUCAAAACCAAAAAAAAAAUAAAAAUAAAAUCUGUGUAUGAGCGAUGACAGGUGUCUUGAGUAAAACAGAGGUUAAAGGACACCGCUGUAAACAUAAUUAAGCUAGGAUAGACGGGAGGAAUGUGGGUUUUUACAUUUUUGUAUGCAACAUUGAAAGUUUACAAAGAAGCAACACUGUUAUACGUGCAGGCCGUGCUUGUGAGCAUGUGCAUCAGAUCCCGACGGGAAUGUGACGCAUUGGUGAACGUCAAGUGUCCAGUCUUCCUUUGACAGUGUCAGGCAGCACUGUUUGGGUGGGUGUGGGUGUGUGGUUUACUCGGCACGCACAUUUCCCACAUAAGUGCUGUGAACGCGUGACUUAACAAGAUUGGAAUUCAAAUUCAGGAGUUUAGAUUUUUCAUCUCCGAAGGGUAAACAUGGCAGGAGAGACAGAUAGUAUAGUGUUUACAAAGUGUUAAAAACCUUUGCCCAGAAAGUCUCUAUAUUUGUAAAAUGUCAAACUAUCAGGUUUUCAAAGAGGGUGCUGCUUUGUAAGCAAGAAAACUGGAUUCGUGACCACAUUUUGUAUUUCAAAGGCAGCGCUUUUCACAGAAAGAACAGACGGACUGAUUGACUGUUUAUAAACCUCUGCUUUGUCCAGAAGGUCGUGGAUUACAAUAAAAUGAAAGUGGAGAGUUUUCAGAGUUUUGGGGGAUUUUUAUUGUAAUUUUUUUUCAGUUCUUUGUGCAAACACACACACACCAAACCAUAUAAUUUUGUAAAAGAGCGCUGAAUCAAGAUGAUCUAACAUUUAAUUAAUUUAACACUACUGUAAGAAUAUGUCCUGUUCAGUCAGCUGUGACCUUUUAUCACAAGUUUCUAAAUAAAACCAGAUGAAUCA
This is a messenger RNA of Neolamprologus brichardi, 4728 nucleotides long. It is a transcript of the gene itpkcb, whose product is annotated as inositol-trisphosphate 3-kinase Cb. Gene Ontology annotation, molecular function: inositol hexakisphosphate kinase activity. Gene Ontology annotation, biological process: phosphatidylinositol phosphate biosynthetic process; inositol phosphate biosynthetic process. Lineage: Eukaryota; Metazoa; Chordata; Actinopteri; Cichliformes; Cichlidae. Gene Ontology annotation, cellular component: nucleus; cytoplasm. The record is from RefSeq and is a predicted model, not a curated record.